GCCAUGACUACAAUCCCAGAAGGAGGCGUGGUCGGAGCAGAGAGGAUUUGGCGCUAUUUAGUGACAUGCUGGACCGGGUCUGAUAGAGGGAUACGCAGCGAGCAGGUGUCUAUUACAACAUGGCCGGUCACGAUGUGCCAUUCAGUUUCUCAUCGUUGGACACGUCUAUCUCCUCCCUGAAGAACUGCCAGACUUAUGUAGAUACGGGGAUGGACAUUGCCACCGGCGUGGCGCUGGAUCUUCUGCAGAGCGGAUGUGACACCGUGGACGUGGAGAGCAUGGAGUCCGUCAUGUUGGAAUAUGCUGCUGUCAACAGAGAUUUAAGCAACUACAUAAAAGCGGUGGAGGAAACCAUUGGCAAGUUAAAGCGGAAGACACCGGAGGAGAUCCCGAAUUUGAAAGAACUUGUCCAGGAGAGGUAUUCUACCUUGCAGAGCAAGAACACUGACGACGAACUGAGGCAGAGUGAUAAAUUUGUUCAGUUCAAAGAGCAGCUGAAAGGUCUAAGGAAGCAAAUGGGUGUGCCAUCAGAGGAGCCAGAAGUCAAUCUGGAUGAGGAUGAAGACAUCGCCGUCACCCAGAGCAUUGAUAAUUUCACUUGUUCCAUCACACAGAUGGAUAUGGUGAACCCGGUGAAGAAUAAAAUAUGUGGCCAUAGCUAUGAGAAGGAGGCAAUUGAAAAGUUGAUUCAGGACAGACACAAGAAGAAGAAACCUGCCAGGUGUCCAAGGAUUGGCUGCGACAACCACAACGUCAAUACCACCGACCUUGUUCCAGACACGGCCCUAAAAAGAGCCAUGGAGGUUCACAAUAAAAAGCAAAGCCAUUGAUGAGCUUGAAACUGGAUGUGGCCCUCCCGAAUCUUUGAUAAAAGA
Messenger RNA from Rana temporaria (common frog), 875 nucleotides. It is a transcript of the gene NSMCE2, whose product is annotated as NSE2 (MMS21) homolog, SMC5-SMC6 complex SUMO ligase. Gene Ontology annotation, biological process: protein sumoylation; double-strand break repair via homologous recombination. The record is from RefSeq and is a predicted model, not a curated record. Bases 120 to 830 code for a protein of 236 amino acids. Gene Ontology annotation, cellular component: nucleus; Smc5-Smc6 complex. Lineage: Eukaryota; Metazoa; Chordata; Amphibia; Anura; Ranidae. The transcript has 7 exons. Gene Ontology annotation, molecular function: SUMO ligase activity; zinc ion binding.